AUGGUAUUGGCUGAAAGAAGCAGUGAUGUUCGAAACGGGAAGCGAUCAAGAGGGCCGAGCCCUAAUGGCCAUGGAAGCCCAGAUUCCAGCUCAGAGGAUGAAAAUGUAGUACCAUUUGCAGCUGAGAAGAUAAGAGUGGGUCGAGAUUAUCAGGCAGUUUGUCCAGAAUUAGAACCGGUAGAACAACGAAGACCUGAACAAAUUUCAGAUAGAGCAUUACUUGUGUGGUCACCUACAUCAGAUAUAUCAGACAUAAAAUUGGAUGAAUAUAUAACAACAGCUAAGGAGAAGUAUGGAUACAAUGGUGAACAAGCAUUAGGAAUGUUAUUUUGGCACAAGCAUGACCUAAAUCGCGCAUCCAUGGAUCUUGCUAAUUUUACACCUUUUCCUGAUGAAUGGACAGUGGAGGAUAAAGUGCUGUUUGAACAAGCUUUCCAGUUUCAUGGGAAAAGCUUUCACAGAAUAAGGCAAAUGUUGCCUGACAAAUCAAUUGCUUCAUUAGUGAAAUAUUAUUAUUCAUGGAAAAAAACAAGAGCUCGUACCUCACUAAUGGAUGUUGUUGGUGAGGGUCGCAAUGCUACUAGUUCAGGUACAGGGAAGAGGGAAUCUGGAGCUGGCUCUGAACCUGGUGGAUCAGACAAAGAAUCAGAUAAUGAUGAAAAGAAGUGGACUAUCCACCGAGGUAUUGUCCGAGGAGGCAAGUCCCUCGCAGCGGGUGGUUCCUCGCUUCGCACCGGACAGCAGGGUGAGGGCGAGGGAGGCGGCGAGGGUCCGGGGAAAUGGUGCACUGUUUGCGGCAUACUGUGCACACAAACAACGGUGCACAACUCGCAGAAGUUGUGCCAGGCAUGCCUCGUGCACGCCAGACGUACGGGGACGAUGAGGCCGCUCUGCGGUCCGUCGGGGCGACGCGGGCCCGGCUCCAAACAGCAGCGGUACAAGCACCGCUUGCCGCGCGGCAUUUACAUCAAUCACGACGAUCUCGUCGCCAUGGCAACCGGCCCCCAACCCGGAGACCCCCCACAGCCAGGCCAUAUCAAUCAGGGCGAAGCAAUGCUUAAAGCGAUGGACAGAGAGAUCAUAUCGCUCAAGAGACAAGUCCAACAAAAUAAACAACAGUUAAGUGCCAUGAAACGCAAAGUAGGGGAUGCGGGAGUAGAAGAACUCAGACCUGGUGAGCCGCCGGCAAAGAUUAAUUCCCGUUGGACCAAUGAUGAAUUACUUAUGGCAGUAACAGCAGUUCGAAAAUAUGGUAAAGAUUUCCAAGCGAUUGCGGAGACGCUAGGUACGAAAACGGAGGCGCAUGUGCGUACAUUUUUCAUAUCGUACCGACGCCGUUAUAAUUUGGAUGCUGUGCUACGCGAGCAUGAGGCUGAUCGUGGAAAUGUCAAUCACAUACAAUCUGGUACAACAAGCACUGAAAAUGCUGACAAUGAAUCAGCGAACACAAAUGGCAAUAAUGGCGCCAGCUCACCACAGGCUACUGGGAAAGAUGAGAAGACGGAGGUAGACAGCGAGGGAGUUGCAAUUGGUGCUUCAGCAGAGCAAGGUGGACCUCCAACUACACCUCCAAAGCAUAAGCCAGCUAAG
Iphiclides podalirius (scarce swallowtail) is the source of this 1590-nucleotide messenger RNA. Lineage: Eukaryota; Metazoa; Arthropoda; Insecta; Lepidoptera; Papilionidae. The record is from the annotation of a GenBank genome assembly.